Purpureocillium lilacinum is the source of this 660-nucleotide messenger RNA. Its product is annotated as GTP-binding protein of the rab/ypt. NCBI's taxonomy places the organism in Eukaryota, Fungi, Ascomycota, Sordariomycetes, Hypocreales, Ophiocordycipitaceae. Gene Ontology annotation, cellular component: endosome; Golgi apparatus. The record is from RefSeq and is a predicted model, not a curated record. Gene Ontology annotation, molecular function: GTPase activity; GTP binding.
AUGGCAGCUCGAGGACCUGCCGGCGGUCGCGGCAUGAACAGCCGCUUCGCGCAGUUCAAGCUCGUUCUGCUCGGAGAGUCUGCUGUCGGAAAGAGCUCAAUAGUCCUGCGAUUCGUCAAGGACCAAUUCGACUCGUUCAGAGAAUCCACCAUCGGCGCCGCUUUCCUCACCCAGACCAUCUCUCUCGACGAGAACACCACAGUCAAGUUUGAGAUCUGGGACACGGCCGGCCAGGAGCGCUACAAGUCGCUCGCGCCCAUGUACUAUCGCAACGCCAACUGCGCCGUUGUUGUCUACGACAUUACACAAUCCGCAUCUCUGGACAAGGCAAAGGCAUGGGUCAAGGAACUUCAGCGUCAAGCCAACGAAAACAUCAUCAUCGCGCUCGCCGGCAACAAGCUGGACUUGGUCAACGAGCAACCCGACAAGCGGGCCAUUCCCACGGCCGACGCCGAGGCCUACGCACGGGAGGCCGGCCUUCUCUUCUUCGAGACCUCGGCAAAGACGGCCGAGAACGUCCGCGAACUCUUCACUGCCAUCGCCAAGAAGCUCCCUCUGGAUCAGGUUGGCCCCAGGCAUGCCCGCCCCGGUCAGCGACCCGGCGUCAACCUGACCCCCGAGAAUGCCAACACCAACGUCAGCGGCCCGUGCAGCUGCUAA